Messenger RNA from Neltuma alba, 1172 nucleotides. RefSeq names its product kinetochore-associated protein KNL-2 homolog. The record is from RefSeq and is a predicted model, not a curated record. NCBI's taxonomy places the organism in Eukaryota, Viridiplantae, Streptophyta, Magnoliopsida, Fabales, Fabaceae. The coding region runs from base 56 to 946 and encodes 296 amino acids. The transcript has 8 exons.
GCUAUUGUUCCCGUACUAAACUCAAAACCUGAGAAGAAGCUCAGUGGCCUCGUUCAUGGCUUCGGAAAUUGAUUCAACUCCAACUCCAUCCAACAUCUCAUCUGCUUUCCUGCCCACGGUUUGCUUGCACAAUUGGUGGUUGGUUAGAGCUGAAACGGACUUCCAUGGGAGGCUAUUAGCUGUUGCAGGCUACCCCUCCAGAAACAGGCAAGAUGCAAAGCGGGUGUUUGUUUCUGCUCCAAUAAUCAAAAGACAUGAUUUAUCUACCUUAGAGACAGCAGAUGGAAUUUAUCUUAUUAUUAUAGGUUUCAUUAAUGAGCUGCAAACUAAGGAGAACGGCUUCCCAUGUGAGGUUUUCAAUCAUUUUAUAUUUGGCUUUCCUCCUGACUGGGAGGGCUGUGUUGUUAACUUCUUCAAAGAAGUUGCUACUGGCAUUGAUUCAGGAAAUAUCAUUACUUCUAAUGAAGAGGAACCAACAAGCCCAGUUACACCCAUUCACUCACAGGGGGAAAUAGAUGAGUUGUCAGAACAUUCUGUUGGAGGAUCUGCAUCUAGAAAAUCUAGAACUCGGUUGAGAAAUACUGAAAAUCAAUGUAGCGCAAGAAAAGUUGUCCUGGGCCACGCUAGGCCAAAGAUGACCAUGUCCAACAGAAAAAUGAAUCGGUCUAAAUCAGCUGAUCCUAAAAGAAAAAUGAAGCCUCUUUCAGCUGACACCACUAGGGGAAGCCUAUCUGUAAAGAGGAGUAAAAAGAGAAUUAACUUUGAUUCACAUGAGAAAUCAUCUGCAGUUUCUCCAGAUUUAUCCAAUUUUAGGAGAUCCAGGUCAGGUAGGCGGCUGCUUCCUCCUCUGGAGUUCUGGCGCAAUCAAAUGCCUGUUUAUGAUGCGGACCACAGCCUAACUGAAAUCCUGGAUGGAGCACAAUCCCAGAAAAAGCAAAGGAAGUAAUGUGUUGAAUGGUGCAGACUAUGAAGGGCGAUUGAAGCGUGCAUUGGAUGGCUUUCGCCCCCUCCAUUAUGAAGAAUGUCCAAGUGUCGGUGUGGCUGAACAGGAUCAGAUGUAAAAUAGUCGACUCAUUAUUGUUCCUGUGGCUGUGGUGUAGGUUAUGUAUCUAGUAUUUCGAUAUUUUGUUUUCAUGUGACACUAAUUCUGUGAAUAUGACCUGUAUUUAUUA